ACAUACACAUGCGGCAUGAGUGGGCGGUACUUCAGCCGCGUGAUCCUCUGUUUGAAUAGACGAUCUUUGCAGCAGCCCCUUUUGGUUCCAAUACUACCCAGCAGCCGAAGACUGGUACUUCCAGUUUCCUGCCUGGAGGAAGAGAAGGCAGCCAUGGCGUCAGGCCUGCCCUGUGUUGUUGUUCUGGCUCUGUGUAUUUUCCUGCUCCCCUCCGUAUCUGUGGGGAGCCCAAACUGUGAUUCCUACAGAGAUGGAGCCGGCGUGUACCACGUCUCCCAAACUUGCUACAUAGGAUACUGCUGUGGAUCCUGCUACAACAGAUACUGCUGUCAAAAUAGCUUCUUAAGGUUGACUGAGGACGAGCAAGAUGAGUGUGAUUCCAAAUUUUACAUGUCUGACUCCCCUCUGCCCAUGGUCUUUGGUAUCGGUACCUUUGUGGCCAUUUUGCUCAUCUUCAUCUGCUGCUGUGUCUGUCCCUGCUGCUGCCUGUAUAAGAUGUGUCGAAAACCCAGACCUGUGAUUGCCACCACCACCCACACGACAGUGGUCACCUCAACUCCCCAGCACUACCCCCAGCAGCCAACAGCUACUCCUGUUCAGUCCUACCAGGGCGGCCAGUACCCACCGUACCAGCCCGUACCAGCUCAGGGUUACGGCCCUCAGCCAAUGCCUCAGGGCUAUGGAGCUCAGCCUUACCAUGGACAGCCAUUCGCAGCAGGACCGCCACCAACAUAUCAGGAAGCUACCGGUCCCGGCUACCCCCCCAACCCAAUGCCUUACAGCCAAGCUGCAUACAACCCUGGCGGCCCUGCGUACCCGUCACAGCCUCCCAUCCAGCCAAAGCCCAUGGCUCCUUCUGCACAUACAGACUACCUCGCACAGCCAGCAUACAACCCAGACUACGUCGCACCUCCACCCUAGAUUGGAUAACUGACCACAGUGCUCAACUCUCAGCCACUUUAAAAACAUGCUGCAACAUUUUCAACCUUGGCAGGACUGGAAAUGUGUCACACAUAUCAGGAUGUUUCUUGAUUGGUUAGGUUCUGGGAUUAUUUAUGGAAACAGUGUAACACAUUUGCAGUUUGAAGAAUGUCUGUUCUGCUGAAAAGUUGCCAAGUGAAAAUGUUGAUAUCUCUUUGCUUGUAUUGCAUGGACUUCAAAUAUACAAGUGGUGAGAUUUUUUUUUUUUUAUUGCUUAGUGACUCCAUCAUAGUCAUCUUUGGUUAAAAAAACCCACAAAACCACUGAAUCUGAUUGUCAAGUGAAGUGCUUUGACUUUUUCUGGCUCUGAACGUGCCUCAACAUCUCCCUCUUCGUCCGUGUUUGUACUGCUCACCGGCUGAACCUGCCUGACCUCCUUCUUAACUUUAGGAAAGUUUUGUUGGCCACAGGCUCAGCCAUAAUCUCAUUUCUUUAUGCCAUUUUCAAGUGCUUUACUUUCUCAUUUUCCUUUACUCCUGGUGCCUUUUUUACACAUAUAAUGUUUAGAUAGGUUACAUCAGAACACUUGGGUUUCAUUUGUGCAGUGGUGAGCAUUGACCCCUGGUUUGGUUUAAAGAGUGCAGCAAUCUGCACGACUUUUGGUUGGUUAGGGGCAUGUAUUGUCCAUUACUUCGUGGUUGAUACAGAACACAAGAUGGAGCAGUAUCUCUUUUGGAUCAUUGGUGUGAGUAUAUGAUGAAAAUAGUUCAUUUUUCAAAAGUGGAAUCACAAACCAAUAACGAGGAUAGCAUCUCUCUGUUUUGUUCCAUCACUCAUUCAGUUUAACUGACUGAAAUGUUCAAGUUUGGGAAAAGGGAAAGGCCAUUAAGUUGUUUAAAAAUACUCACAAAUAGGCAAAAGGGACAUUUUUUAUUAGCCAGCAAGUUUUUUAUUGUGCUCAGGUUAUCAUUCUUUGUUUUCAAUUUGUCCAUUCUGCAGCGCGUGCAACCGAGCUCAAAUGUAGCAUUGAAUGAAAAACCAAAGGAGAUUUUUUUCAUUUGUUCACAAAAUCAAGUCCUAAAAAAUAUUAUGACAUUACAGAAUGCAAGAAACAACCGUGCCUAGAGUAUCUUCUUUAUUAAACUAACGUAUGCAUGUCAUUUACAACGGUUUCAAAUCACACUCUCUAGUAAUAUGUAAAUGCGUGCUGUAUUUCUAAUCAUAAAGACAUUUAUCAGAAUUUAUGCCUUCAUACUGUGUUGCCUUUCAGCUUUAAUUUAUGAAGUUACAACCCAAGCUGUGCACGUACUGAAUCUUUAAAUGUCACUUUAAAUACAUAGUAUUGGGAUUUGUAAAUAUGGCCUGUAUUAGCCUGUACCAGCUUCGCAGUGCAGUUCCUACAAGUCUUUAUUUUUUUAACAGGGCAGCCUUUUCUGCACUUUAACUUUCCGCAGCAAAGCCUCCUCGUCUGCUUUCCGCUGACUGAAAUAAACAUUUACUAAAGUGACCUUUUUUAUAUAAUCCAAGCUGAACAUGGAGGUGCACGGUCACAGCUCAGGUGACAGGACCGAUAUUUACCUUUUGAGCUGCACUGUUUUUACUUUUUUACUUUGUUCUGAAGUCCUGUGGUUGUGGCCAUAAAUAUGGAUAUGUUUAUUGCGUGCAGGUUUCAGAAUGACUCAGCUACAUGUAGGUUGUGGCUUAUUUUAUUUUCCCUGCCAAUCUCAGAAACCAUGUUUGUUACUUUAAACACAGAGGUUUAUUUCCUUACACAUCUUUUAUUUGAGAGGAAUAUGCAUGUUUCCUACAGUGACCAAACCAUUUGUCUGUGCACCUGGUCUCUCAGAAGGCAUACUUUUUUGUCUGAAAUCUGUCCUUCUAAAUGCAUUCUGUCUGUAAAUUUCAUUUCUUUGGCUAGUGUUGUAUAUUCAAGGUGACUUUAGUUGGAGUGUCUUUAUUUGUGUACGAGUAGAUUGUAGCCAUUUGUGUCUUUAAAAAAAAAAAAAUACCAGCAGAGAUUUAUUCUUGUUCCAUCUGUGCUUCUCAUCCAAGAAUAAUUGUCAGUGAUGCUACUGCGAGAAUAUUCUGUACAUGCUUUUUAUUUUGUUAAAAACACACCAGUUCUCCUGCAGUGUUCAAUAAAGAUAUAUUUUCUUGUU
Cheilinus undulatus (humphead wrasse) is the source of this 3080-nucleotide messenger RNA. Its product is annotated as protein shisa-5-like. The record is from RefSeq and is a predicted model, not a curated record. The transcript has 5 exons. Lineage: Eukaryota; Metazoa; Chordata; Actinopteri; Labriformes; Labridae. The coding region runs from base 16 to 921 and encodes 301 amino acids.